UCCUGAAUCAAGCAAUCAGGUAUCAAGCAUUGGAAACGUAUGCUGUUACGAUAAAAUUAUUUUUGCAAAUUAUUGGAAAAAUUAACACUGUUGCUUCGUUGGUUGGUUUUUACAACGGAAUUUAUUAUAUCUUAAUCUAGUACGAUAUUGUGACGUUCUGCACUUGUUACAUCUGUGACGUAUUACUGUUCGGAAGACAUGGAGGGGGAGGAGCCGAAAGAACUUGAAACUGACAUCAAAAUUGCAGUCGGGAUCAUGUGUGCGUUUUCUGUAAUUGGCGUUAUUGGAAACGGCUUAGUUCUCUAUGGAUUUACACGUGCUAGGUCAAAGUACACAUCCACUAUUUUUAUUCUUACGCUCGCCGGGACGGAUUUCACAACAUGUUUGAUAACAAUCCCCGCCACAAUUGCAAUGGAAUUGAAUAAAUUUGAAAUGGAAAAUGAUAUUUUGUGCAAAAUUUUUCAUUUCUUGACAACGAGUACUAUUUCAUUUUCAGCUCUAACAAUGGUAAUGAUUGCAAUUGACAGAUAUUUCUGCAUUUGUCGUCCAUUUAUGAGAGUUAUGACUGUAUCGCGUGCUGGGGUUCUAAUUUGCAUGUCGGUAAUCAUUGCCUUUGUUAUUGGAAUUUUUAUAUGUCUUAGUUAUGGAGUUUAUAUUUAUGAAAUUGAUGAUCGGCAAUCUAAUUUGACAUCUUUGCUCAACGAAACAUCAACAAUAGAUCCGAAUCUGAGUCCCGAAGAAAUAGAAAACAACCUAAUGAAAGCCCAUAAUUUGCAUAUGAAUGAAUCUGGAUUACACAACAAAACCGAUGAAUUAAAGAGACACAUUGUUAUGUUUGGUCAUUGCUAUUUCAACUAUUUAACAUUUGGAAAGAAAGGUGCACAAACAUUCAAAACCAUCCAUUCGGCAUUUUACGCUGUCUGUGUCAUUGCCGUUAUCUUCAUUUACUGUAUAAUUUACGGCUUUAUUCUAAAACGACGGAGGCGACGGUUACGCAAUGAGUCAUUUCCGUGUUGCACUUUCAAACAGAGUCCCAUUGGAGAAAACGACAAUACCGAAAUAGUGUACCUUGGAAAUGAUGCUACAACACAAACGGAAGAUAUCAAUCUGAACGAAUCGUCAUGCUCCGGAAAAUUUAAAAAUGGAUUUACCGAUCGUACGAAAGGUGUCUUACACAGUAAACUAGAGAAGAUCCGAAUGAAUAAUAUCAAAACUGCAUUGAUGCUUUCAAUAGUGGCCGUUAUUUUUAUAAUUGUAUUUUUACCUGCAUGGUUGAUGAUGCAUGACCUUAUUGAUUUUAAUGUGACAAUAUUUUAUUUAUAUUUUACGUACAACGUCAGUAAUCCGUUCGUGUAUGCUUUUAUGAAUCCUGAUUUUCGGAAGCAGAUGAUUGACAUAUUUAAAACAUGGCGGAAAGUACCCUGACUUUAAACAUAUUUCGUUAAAGUUACCAUAGAACUGAAUCUAAACAUAGACAAUCUAAAUAUAUCUGACUUGAGCACUCACAAACAGGUCAUUUUAAGACUUUUAAUGUACAUUUUUGUUCAUGCAAUGAUAAACACUAAAAACCAGAACCCCUUGUGAAUAUACCGUCCAACAAAGUGUUAACAAAGUCAUAUUAUUAUAAUAGUGCACUAACAAUUAGAAAUACCAGAUGAGAUGAAGCUAUUCGUUCAAUCGUAAUUACUCGGUCAUUCUCGGGCGAAGCGAGAAUGGCCGAGUAGUUUCGAUUGAUUUUUCGUUAAAAUCAUCAAGCAAGUAUUAUCAUUACUCAGCGUAUAAACAUAAAAUUCAAUAUAUUUAGUUGAAGUACUUCAAGCAAACUUUAUGUUGCCAUUUGAUGGUUCAGAACAAAUCUAACGAAGCAACACGUUGUACAAAAUGUGAAAGAUUUGUGUAAACAUAUGUAUUAUUGUGAGUACUAAUACACAUGUAGAAAAGCUAUCCCAUUAAUUUACUGAAAAAUUCAAACCGACAGAUCUUCUUUGGAAGUUGAUCAAUGGUUCUAAGAUUUCUAAGGAUAUGCCCACUGAUCAUUUCACUGAAUUUCCUGAGCUUGUUAAUUUUAACGUUUGCAAAUUCCAUAUUAGUACAUGUCACCUCCAAAAAUAUGAAAAUUGAUAAAAACAAAAAAGUAAUGUUUUUAAGAAUUUUCUCUUGAAUCUGGUCCAGUGUAUAUACAUUUGGAAGAACAUUUGUGAGUUUUAUUUUGACGCCUAUGGGGUUAAUUGCAAGUUUCUAAAAUUAAAACAAAUUAAUGAAAGUUCAAGUUGUAAAGUAAGGGAGCUACCAUUUGAUUUUUAUAGGGGGGGGGGGGGGGGGGGGCUAGAAUGAAAUUUGAAAAAAAUAGGCAGGACAGGAGUUUUGAGUAAAAAAAAGGCAGGAUGAGACACUUUGCAAAAAAAAAGGGCAGGAUGGCAAUUUAUGUAAAAAAAAGUCAGGAUAAACUAAAAAAAAAAGGCAGGACCGAAUAGAGUGGAAAAUAAAAAGGCAGGACAGAGAUUACAACUAAAAAAAUGCAAGACAUAAAAUCAAAUGGCAGCUCCCGAACAUGUAACCAAUGUUUUGAAGAAUGCAUUGAACCAACAUUUUAAAAUGUGUAUUCAAAAGGGACCAAACGGGUUUAGAAUGUGACCAAACGUGACUUUGAACGAGAUGUUUUGCGUUUCUAUUGGCACUCAGUAUAUAUUUGAAUAAAAAAAAAAUAGUUAAGUUUUUUAUUUAUUUCAGUUUACUUCAGGUAUCUUCAUGAACUUACUGAAACAUUACUUGCCUAUAGGAAAUGCCUAUUUUAAUGUGAAUGUGUUCCUAAAGUUGUAAUUCAGUGUCUGUAUUUACUCAUUUGCUUUCAAAAUAAAUAAGUUUCAAUAA
Messenger RNA from Mytilus californianus (California mussel), 2871 nucleotides. Its product is annotated as cholecystokinin receptor type A-like. The transcript is spliced from 2 exons. The coding region runs from base 199 to 1425 and encodes 408 amino acids. Gene Ontology annotation, biological process: neuropeptide signaling pathway. Gene Ontology annotation, cellular component: membrane. NCBI's taxonomy places the organism in Eukaryota, Metazoa, Mollusca, Bivalvia, Mytilida, Mytilidae. The record is from RefSeq and is a predicted model, not a curated record. Gene Ontology annotation, molecular function: G protein-coupled peptide receptor activity.